AUGCGCGUCAACCCGACAGGUACAGGGUCUGCCGCACAGACGGUCGCCUCCGGCUUGGAGUCAGGGAGUAAGAUCGAUCAGCGAGAGGCUGGCAGCGACGAAGAUGCUUCCUGCGGGAUGCCCUCUGCAGAAGACAGCUGGCAGCGAUAUCCUGAAGUGAAAAAUCGAGUGCAGGGCCUGUCGCGGGCGCUGCGGUAUGACGCUGCCUUGUCCACGAUUGCAGCAAACUACGGCUCCUGCACCUCCGCCCCGUCCUCCCCCGCAGCCUUUCCGCAUGCGUCCUCGCCAGCGCCGUCCUCGGCGUUCCCACCUCUGUCCGACGGCUCUCUGCAGUCGUGCGCGUCUCUCGCCGAGCGGCGGAGACAGGCCGCAGCUCAGCUUUUCAACCGAGUCGUGCAGUCCUGCGCCUUCUACGCGACUUUGCCGGUGCUGGCGAAGACCUUCUGCCUCCUCCUUCCCGCCUCUCUGGUGGUCGAUGCAGUCCACGAGCUUCGGCAGGCCGAGCGCCUGCGAAGACACACGGAUGCCGUUCUCCACAGCGAAAGCCCGGAGGAAGUGCUGGGAGAAGCACGCUCUCUCUCCAGCGACGCCACGCGCGGCGACGCACCACGCGACGGGGAAGCCGAAGGGCGGCGCAGGGGUAGAAUACACACCGCUCAGGCGCCGCCGCGGGAAGGAACCGAGAAGGAAGAGGGAGGAAACCCAGAGGCGACUGAAAAAGACAAGCUCCUUCUCCGCGAAGGCUUGGGAAAUUCAGGAGACAGUCGACGCCUUGCCUUGGCCGGCGAGCGUGGUGGAGAUGACCUCGGAACGGCGGAGAAGGCAAACCACGUGGGCGCUCCGAGCGAAGUUGAUGUUGGUCUCACUUUCCAGGCGACCGAGCGCGGAGACGGACAAGAAGCUGGCAGGGGGGCGCCCGCGGCCGCACAGAUGCCUCUCUUUGUUGCCCUUGUGGAGGCCUUCGACACGUUCUCGCAGGUCCUCGACACAGACCGAUGGCUGCUUUCUCCUGCGUACGAGCAUCUGCUCGCUUUCUGGAGGCGAACGAAGCUGACGGCGUCGGAGGGCGUCCAACAGGGGCAGUGCGUCGGUGAAGAAAAGCGAGAAGAUGGUUCAUACAAUGCCCCGUUAACUCGCGCCGAAACCUCCUCGCUUGCUUCCACGUCGCCUUCGUCUACACCGGCGUCACAGUCCGCAGUUGGCGCGGCGGCCGAAAAACACGCACGUGUUUACGAGAAAGCGCGGUCGCCCUGUUCAGACAAGGACACCGAACGGGCGAAUCGCCGGGAGCUGGUCUCCGCGUUGCUGAGAGUGCUGAUGCAAGGGGACGUGGCUAUCGCUGAGAACGCGUCACUCUCUCCUGCUUUCGCUCAGCAAGUUGCGGAGGGACGGUCUCCAAGAGCGCGCAGAGGGAAGGGCGACUGCUAUGCGGCUCGGCCGGCUGCGUCUCCCUCGCCGGCUAACGAGCCCCGUCAGGGCAGCGUUUCGGAAGCGCACGAAGAACACGAAACGCGGGCGGGAGGAGAGAGUGAACGACUCGCGCCUCUCUUUGAGUUCCUCGAGGACGCGGCAGAAGCGCGCGCAGGCCACGUUGGCAAGGAGCUGAAAAGACGGAGACUCGAGCGGUGUCAAGAGUUGCUGGAACACGCGGCGCGCCCGUGCGACAUCCCUCUUGUACCUCGGUACGAGGCGACGACCGGGAUGAGGCAAGAGAUCACGCAACCACCGAGAGAGGAGCCAACUGCUUGCAGCGGCGGAGCCGGGAUAGUGGAAGGGGGAGAGGCCGCGGAAACCGGCAAGAAGGCGCACGGCGAACACGCGUUUGAAUCAAAGAAGGAUACUGGCGCAUGUCCAUCCACUGACGCCGGCGCAAGCUGUUUCUUGCCUUUGGGGGAGGCGGAGCUGCGUCUGCCUUUCCCUAUUUCUCUUCCCCUGUGUGUGAGCAACGGGCCGCGCGACGAGCGGACAGGUCUACUCGCUUCACGCGGCGGAGAGGCCACGCUUCUUGCUGGCGGUCUCGGGUUCUUCGGAGACUCUCACACCCACGUGCUUCUGCUGGGCGCCUCCCUCGCGGCUGGGAACAUUGGGGAAGCCCGGAGACAGCUGAGUCUCCUCGAGACGAAAACCAGCUUCUUGGAGUUCCCCCCGCUCUCGCAAGGCGGAAACGACUGCCAAAUAAGCAAGUGGCUUCAGAUCCUCCAGCCUACCUUCGUGCGCCGCCUCGAGGCCGCGGGUCUCCUGCAUGCCGAGCCGCGGUCCGGCCGUGGAGACCGGCCCGCAGGCGCGCGCCAGACAGCGGCGGCUCCACAUCGAGAGCUGGCGAGAGAAACUCAAGGGGGAGGCGCCCAGGAGGCGACCGGCCUCCCACGGAGUUCAGAAGACGAGAGAGAGGCUCUGCGGGUGCUGCUCGCAGCAUUUGUCGAAGCCACAGAUCAGGCCGAGCGGUGUCCACGAGACAAACAUCGGCAUGGCGCAGCUCUAUUUCGCGCUGGCACGGUGGACAAAGCUGGUGCUUCGGAUUCCGCGUCGCUGCAUGCUUCUGGCGCGGCGUCGCGCUGUUCUUCGAGUUGCUCGUCCUUGUCAGCCGCAGCUUCCCGCGUCUUCUCCGGUCUUUCAUCUUCUGCGGCUCGAGUUGCAUCGGCGGCAAACCCCUGUGCUUCACUAUCUCCUUCUCCCUCCGCCCAGCUCGCAUCUCCUGUCUCGGCUUCAAAAUUCCCUUCAUGUGUCGUCUCGUUCGCCUCACCUGAGUCGAAGGUCCUUUGCGGGGGGCGGAACUUCGUGCUGCGCCGCGAGACAAAGAAGAAGGGCUCCCGACAGAGCGAAUCGCGCAGAGGAAGCAGAGGCGAAGGCGAAGAGAAUCCGCCGGAACGACAAACACGCAGAACAGACUGCAUGCCUGCGUCAGAGGACCGAGGCGCUCCGCGGAGGCCUAGUGACCCGUUGGAGCCAGAGGGCGAGCCCAAGAGGGAGGGCAGCGCGAGCGCGACGAGUGCGAAGGAGACAGAAAGUGACGGAAAGGCGUCUAAACAGAAACGCGACCAGAAGGAGGAGCAACAGAAACAAAUCGACUUCCUCGUUAUCCAUGCAGAGGUCGACUGUCUCUCUCAGGUUCCUCCCGAGGCGGCUCAGGGGGCGGCGGUGUGCAUCGUGGAGCUGGACCCGGCAGGCCUCGGCUACGAGGCCGCCCACCCGUGCCCCAUGUGCCUCCAGGCGCUGCAGUCUCGAGGCGUGUCUCGUGCGUUUUUCACCACCCCGUUUGGCAUUCGAGGCUCCUCUAUUCGCCUCGACGAGACUUCGGCGCGCAGGUCUACACCGGCGCCUUUGGCCUUUGCUGAGGAAGUCUUGGCGGCGCGGAGAGAGCAGAGAGAUGACCAGCAACGCUAA
Messenger RNA from Besnoitia besnoiti, 3384 nucleotides. RefSeq lists its product as uncharacterized. NCBI's taxonomy places the organism in Eukaryota, Apicomplexa, Conoidasida, Eucoccidiorida, Sarcocystidae. The transcript is spliced from 4 exons. The record is from RefSeq and is a predicted model, not a curated record. The coding region runs from base 1 to 3384 and encodes 1127 amino acids.